GCGACAAGAAAGAAAACAUGGAUCCGGAUUCAUGCAGCACGUGUCCCUUUUGUGAUUUACCAGUUCCUUCUUCUCAGCUUCAAUGGCAUGCCAAUGCUCAUUUUCAUGAUCCUGCGCUGCCACAACAGAGUGAACAAUCAGUCAGUGGCUCGGAGCUUGAAGCAGUUUCUGGAGAUUGUAACAAUUGGCAUGGUGGUGAGACUAGUAGAGAUAACGGGGAAUGCAAAAUGGAUGAAAAAAUCUCCUGCUUAAUUGGUUUACAGACAAGGAGCAACUUCUACAAAGUUGAAGCGGGUUUGAUCGCCUUAUUGAGAAAUUGUUUGGAGUCUGAAACUGAGAAUUCAAAAAGCAUUUUGUCCUGUUGCAUUGAUCAUUUCCAGAGCCUCAAUUCUGAGGAUGCUGGAUGGGGUUGUGGAUGGCGUAACAUUCAGAUGCUUAGCUCUCACUUACUAGCACAGAGACCGGAAGCAAGAGAGGUUUUGUUUGGUGGUUCGGGCUUUGUUCCUGAUAUCCUGUCAUUGCAGAGAUGGCUUGAGAUUGCCUGGGAAAAGGGCUUUGAUGCCCCAGGAGCUGCUCAAUUGGAUCAUGCUGUUUACGGUUCAAAAAAAUGGAUAGGAACUACUGAGUGUUCUGCUCUCUUGCGUUCUUUUGCUCUUCGGGCAAGAAUAGUGGAUUUCGGUCCUAAGGAAUCCCAAUCUGUCGUAGGAAUAAGUGUUGAUAACACUGUGGACAAAACAAGAAAUGAUAAGAUGGCAAACAGUAAAGUUAAAAGUGAGGCUUAUCAAGUUCUCAUGGAUUUUGUGUGGAAUUACUUUUCUGAUGAAAACUCAAUCCAAUUUGGUCAGCAGCAUGUUGUGAUUUGCGAGAAAACGCCCUUGUACUUUCAACAUGAUGGUCACUCGAGAACAAUAGUUGGAGUUCAAGCCAAACAUCAACAGAAUGGAAUUCUACCAUAUAAUCUCCUAGUUUUGGACCCUGCUCAUAGUACGGCUACUCUUGAAAGAUCACUAAAGCAGAAAAUUGGAUGGCAAAAACUCAUAAAAAAGGAUCGGAAUACGCUGAAAAAGCCACAAUACCAGUUGUGUUACGUUGAUCCCGGAAUUGCUAGUGAGGAGGAGAUGGAAGAUCUCAAGACAAUUGAUAGUAUUUUCCUUGAAUUAUAGGCAAACAUAUAAAACACUUUGCUACAUCCAAGUCGAGGAUCUAUUUUUAAUUUCUUUUCAUCAAAGUGUAUUUUUUGGCAUAUACUCUGACAAUAAUAUAAUUAUUACAUCAGAAAAGAAAUUUUAGAAAAAA
Molecule: messenger RNA, 1296 nt
Organism: Medicago truncatula (barrel medic)
Lineage: Eukaryota; Viridiplantae; Streptophyta; Magnoliopsida; Fabales; Fabaceae
Product: zinc finger-containing ubiquitin peptidase 1
Exons: 6
Coding region: 18-1163 (381 amino acids)
Molecular function (GO): ubiquitin-like protein peptidase activity
Source: RefSeq, a predicted model, not a curated record